Molecule: messenger RNA, 4785 nt
Organism: Myodes glareolus (Bank vole)
Lineage: Eukaryota; Metazoa; Chordata; Mammalia; Rodentia; Cricetidae
Source: RefSeq, a predicted model, not a curated record
CAGCUGUGCUGCCGAUGGAAGUGCUCCGGUCUGGCGGAUGAAGCUGGUACACACACCAUGUCAUCAUGUGUCUCUAGCCAGCCCACUAGCGACCGGGUGGCCCCCCAGGAUGAGCUGGGAAGCGGGGGUGGCAACCGGGAAAGCCAGAAGCCCUGUGAAGCCCUGCGGGGACUCUCAUCCUUAAGCAUCCACUUGGGCAUGGAAUCCUUCAUUGUGGUCACGGAGUGUGAGCCAGGCCAGGGUGUGGACCUCAGCCUGGCCCGGGACCAGCCUCUGGAGGCUGAUGACCAGGAACUGCCCCUUGAUGCCUCAGAAUCCGAGGCACGGCCCCUACUUUCUGGUCGUAAGAUGUCCCUGCAGGAGCGAUCCCAGGCUGGGCCGGCACCUGGCAGCAGCCUGGACAUGAAUGGACGCUGUAUCUGCCCAUCCCUGUCCUACUCGCCAUCCAGUUCCCCACAGACCUCCCCGCGGAUGCCCCGGCGGCCCACGGUGGAGUCACACCACGUCUCCAUCACAGGUUUGCAGGACUGCGUGCAGCUGAAUCAGUAUACACUGAAGGAUGAGAUUGGAAAGGGCUCCUACGGUGUGGUCAAGCUGGCCUACAAUGAAAAUGACAGUACGUACUAUGCGAUGAAAGUGCUGUCCAAAAAGAAGCUGAUCCGGCAGGCUGGCUUUCCACGUCGCCCCCCACCCCGAGGGACUCGCCCAGCUCCAGGGGGCUGCAUCCAGCCCAGGGGUCCCAUCGAGCAGGUGUACCAGGAGAUCGCCAUCCUCAAGAAGCUGGACCACCCCAACGUAGUGAAGCUGGUGGAGGUCCUGGAUGACCCCAACGAGGACCAUCUGUACAUGGUGUUUGAAUUGGUCAACCAAGGGCCUGUGAUGGAAGUGCCCACUCUCAAGCCACUAUCUGAAGACCAGGCCCGAUUCUACUUCCAGGACCUGAUCAAAGGCAUUGAGUACUUACACUACCAGAAAAUCAUCCACCGGGACAUCAAACCUUCCAACCUCCUGGUGGGAGAGGACGGACACAUCAAGAUAGCCGACUUCGGUGUGAGCAAUGAGUUCAAGGGCAGUGAUGCCUUGCUCUCCAACACCGUGGGCACACCUGCCUUCAUGGCACCUGAGUCGCUCUCAGAGACCCGCAAGAUCUUCUCUGGGAAGGCCUUGGAUGUUUGGGCCAUGGGUGUGACUCUGUACUGCUUUGUCUUUGGCCAGUGCCCAUUCAUGGAUGAGCGGAUCAUGUGUUUGCACAGUAAGAUCAAGAGCCAGGCCCUGGAGUUUCCAGACCAGCCUGAUAUAGCUGAAGACUUGAAAGAUCUGAUCACCCGAAUGCUAGACAAGAACCCAGAGUCUAGGAUUGUGGUGCCCGAGAUCAAGCUGCACCCUUGGGUCACGAGGCACGGGGCCGAACCAUUGCCAUCGGAGGACGAGAACUGCACACUGGUCGAGGUGACCGAAGAGGAGGUCGAGAAUUCAGUCAAACACAUUCCCAGCCUGGCGACUGUGAUCCUAGUGAAGACCAUGAUUCGGAAACGCUCCUUCGGGAACCCAUUUGAGGGCAGCCGGCGGGAGGAACGUUCCUUGUCAGCACCUGGAAACCUGCUCACCAAAAAACCAACCAGGGAAUGGGAGCCCUUGUCUGAGCCCAAGGAAACAAGGCAGCGAAGACAGCCUACGGGGCCCCGAGCCAACCCCUGUGGGGGAGGAGGAAGUACUCUUGUGAAAGGUGGUCCCUGCGUGGAAAGUUGGGGAGCUCCGGCCCCUGGCUCCCCACCACGCAUGCCUCCACUGCAGCCUGAGGAGGCGGCGAUGGAGCUGGAGUAACUGCCUGGAUCACCCGACCUCGCAUGCCUGGCUGUGUGGCCCUGCACGGGUCUGCUGCACCCUGCGUUUCCAUAGCAGCAUGUCCUACGGAAACCAAGCACGUGUGUAGAGCCUUGACCGUCAUCUCUGGUUAUCCAGGUUGUUUGUGUGUUUGUUUUGGGAUUUUUGGGGGGGGUGUGUGUGUGCGUGCGUGUAUGUGUUUGUGUGUGUAUGUGGUUUUUCUUUUUUUUUUUCUCCUUUGUUGUCUAAGGGGACAAAGAAAAAAAAAAGGACAUGACUCCAUGACGUCGAUUUUGGCUGCUGGUUGGCCGGACCGGCGGGUGAGGAGUUGCAAACCAACAUGCAUUUGGGGACAAUUGCUUUUUAAAACAUUUUAUGCCAAAACAAAAAAAAACCUUCAUUGAGAAUUCAGAACCAUGUCGGAUGUACCAAGUGAAUGUGUGUGGGGUUUGAGCUGCGUGGAGAAUCAGGUGGAGAAACUCCUGCUGGCUGGGGCGGCACUUGAGAGGGAGUGGAAGGUUCAGCGUGACCCUUCCGGGACUAUGGGAGAACAGGGCCGGCCUCAGGAGCUGCAGGGAACUUCAGUGUGAUUUAUUUGUAAUGAGGACUUUUUAAUUUUUUUUUUUAUGGAUAAAAUUCUAGUCAGGAAAGCUAAAAGGGCUUGCAGUUGAAGUGCUUGAGGGGGUUCUGCUACCCUGAAAGAGCCCUCGGCAGCUGUGGUGGCAAAGGCUCGUCUAGAGAACUGAACAUUCCUUCACAUUCGCUGCUCGCGGUGGGUCUCUGAGGUUAUCAGCUCAGCUCAUUUUCUUUGUAAACUGGCAAAGACCUCAGGGUGAAGGCCUGCACUUUCAUGUACAUUACAUGGCUUAGACUCUGCAGAUGUUCCCAUGUCUCUAACUAGCCUGGACUCUGGAGACAUCACAGGUUACAUAUUGGAGCUUCCAGGGUCUGUCACCUUCCGCCAUGCCAUUGUGUGAUGGGGACUGAGCGCCAACGAAACCUGUGCCUGUAUAUUAGCAGCUUUGCUUGUUUGUUACCUGUGUAUUCUAGAGACUGUAAGGUUUCUCCUCUCUUAAAUACUGUCUGGUUGACACAGUCAAGGAAACAUCACUUUCCCGUGGGCCACUUUCCUGUGGGCAAUACUGUCACUCAGCUUAGGCACAGAUGGCUAUCCUUAGGAUCAGAGCUUUAGUGUGACCCACACAGUGACAUCAGGGAGCCAUUGUACAGAAAAGCGUCAAAACCCAGAACGUUCCUCAGGGCAAAGGACGUUUUUUUGUUUUGUUUUGUUGUUUUGUUUUGUUUUCUUUUUUUUUUUUUUUUGUGGCCAGAGGCCUAGAGAGUAAACAUAGACCUUUUUGACUUCCAGCCAAUAUUGGAAGUUUGAUAGAGGUUUGGGUGAGUACCCAGGGCCGCAGAGGAAACCAUGACGUUUAAGGGGCCUUCCAGACUCUGCUUUUCAUGUUUUGGAACGAUCUGGUAAUGAUUGUCUUGUCAGUAACCGGGCUCAGAAGACUGCUUUCUGGGAGUCUCUGUCUGGUGAGCGGCCGUGCAGGCCGUCCUGCAGAGGCCGGAGCGAGGCCUGUCCCCACUGCCUGGACACAUGCAGAGCCCAGGCGUUCCUGGCGUCCAGAGGUUUUCUUAAGCUCUCGACUGUAGUAUGGCCAGGCCUUUCUUGUUGUCACAUAAGCAAUUAGAAUUAGAGCAAAGACUCCAGGGUGGGUGGGGUGGGUGGCUGACCCUCUCACCGCUUGCAUUGUCUCUGUGACCAAGGACUUCCUAUCAGUUUCCCUCUUUUAAAUUUAAGGAGAAAUAACCCAGUAGCUUUAACCCUUCUGGCCACAGAUGGGGUUCCCCUAGUUUGCAAUAAGCACCUUGUGGUAGUUAAAGCUAACAGGCCCUGAGGCUCAGUCCCAGCCUGUCUGCCUGGACUCUGGCUUGGCCUAAUGGCCGCCUGGGAGGACAGGCAUUGUGUGGAGCUCUCCAGAACUCUUCUUGUGUUUACACAGCCCUACUGGGCAAUGCCCUUUCUCCCGCCAGGGAACUUCCCUUCCGAGGUGUCGGAAAUGGGUUGCCGGCAGUCAGGCAGCACCGGGGUUGAGAGGUCCACAUUGGGUAACUUUUUUCUUAAACAAUGAAACACCAAAGAAAGCUGUGGAAAGGAGCGCCCCUCUCGCUCCCAUCCUGCCUUGCUGCCUGCCGUGGAAAAUGUAAGAAAGAGGUCUGGCCAUGACUGGAGCACUAGAGCACAAACAUUGUUUUCAAAAGCGUUGUCAGGCUGCCUGGCAACUUUUGUGUGGGCAGAUACAAUGCCUGCACUUCCUUCUGUGCUGGUUCAUCCAUGGUUAAUAUAUAGGCAACCCUGGCCCGCACCUACGCCUUGAAGGAAGCACAAGUCCUCCCCCCUUUUUCUCUGUCUUUUCUGCCUCCCCCAUCCAUCCCGCAGGCUACCAGUGGCCCCUAGACACCUUACAGAGCCCCUCGUCACUUAGGGCUACAGAGGCCAGCUCCCUACUGGUCUGGCCUUUCCAGGGACAGAGCUCUUGUCCCCGAACCUUCCUAGAAUGAGAACAUUUGUACCAGUUGACACCAGGUUAGGCCCGUGCCCUCGCCCAUCUUCCUGAGGGCAUCUUUACAUUGCCAGUGCAGAGCCAGAGCCUCCAUUGCUCCCAAGGUGCUAGGGAAGAUUGCUGGUCCCCUCUUCUCCAGCUUCGUGAGCUGAGUGUCAUGGGACUUUGGACUUUUCCGUUUGGUGACUGAUGGCCUCUGCUUCUGUUUGAUUGCCCCGGACCCUCUCUACUAUGCAUUUUCCUUUUAUCAGGUGUACAGAGUUAAAUACUGUGUAUUUAUCACUUACAAGUACAUGAACUGAAGAGAAAAGACAAGCUUGCGGUUGUUUUCCCACAGGUGAUUAAGCUUCUCUGUAAACUUGAAAUAAACAGACAGCAAAAUGGUGCAAAG